AUGCCCAAGUUUCAUUGUGACUACUGUGAUACACAUCUCACCCAGGACUCUCUGUCUGUGACAAAGACGCACUGCAGUGGGAGGACGCACAAGGAGAAUGUGAGGGACUAUUAUGAGAAAUGGAUGGAAGAGCAGGCCCAGAGCCCGACUGACAAAACAACAGCGGCAUUUCAGCAAGGGAAAAUACCUGCUACUCCACUCUCUGCUCCUCCUCCUACCAGGGAGAUGAUUCCACCUCCCCCCAAUCUUCUGGAUCCUCCUCAUCCUGGUAUGAUGCCUGCACCCCAUAUGUUGGGCCCUCCCAUGAUGCUGAUGAUGGGUCCCCCUCCUCCUGGGAUGAUGCUGGGGGGACCUGCUCCUGGAAUGAGGCCACCCGUGGGAGGUCACAUGUCAGUGAUGCCUGGGCCCCCAGUGAUAAGACCUCCUGCUGGUCCCAUGUUGGUGCCCACUGGUCCUGGAAGUACUUGA
Messenger RNA from Nycticebus coucang (slow loris), 468 nucleotides. Its product is annotated as U1 small nuclear ribonucleoprotein C-like. Gene Ontology annotation, molecular function: zinc ion binding; pre-mRNA 5'-splice site binding. The transcript is spliced from 2 exons. The record is from RefSeq and is a predicted model, not a curated record. The coding region runs from base 1 to 468 and encodes 155 amino acids. Lineage: Eukaryota; Metazoa; Chordata; Mammalia; Primates; Lorisidae. Gene Ontology annotation, cellular component: U1 snRNP; nucleus. Gene Ontology annotation, biological process: spliceosomal snRNP assembly; mRNA 5'-splice site recognition; mRNA splicing, via spliceosome.